UUUCAGGAUUGAGCAAGUGUAGGGUUGGUGCAGAAGCUGUGGCUUUUAAGCAGAGGACUGAUUAAAAAAUUUCCCAUAUGGGGGACUUCCACUUAUGGGAAGAGAUACUUUUUCUUAUUCUUCCUAAGUACAACUAAAAUCCAUGGACACUAUAUAGAAAACAAACAUAAGACUUGAAUAGGUGGAGAGAAGAAGGAAGGCUAGCUAGGGACCUUGGGAUCAAAGUAAUAGCAUGGUAGUGAGUUCCCUAAGUUUUGUUUUUUGUCUCGGAUUCCUAAACUUGGAGCUGAAGAAGUGAGCAACUUGGAAACACCAAUGGGUUCAGACAAAGGAGCCCCACCAAGAAACUAGUUUUUCUGGCCAAAAGACCAGGAAAUGGGCAACUCAACAAGACAGAAAACUUUUAGACAAUAGCUUCUGCAUUCUAGGCAAACACCAUAGAAAAAACUAUGGCCCUAUCCCAACUCCACCAGCGAAGACUGAGUAGAGAGCCUAGAUGUCUACUGUUACCAAGCUGUAAAGAAGUGUCCCAAAGCACCCCUCCACCAGGGUGGUGUCAGAGAAGGCUGAAUAAAGAGCAGAGACUCACCUCUGAGCCCUGUGGUAUCAGUGGAGACCCCUUGGGGAGUCUGGAUUUCUUCUCUGACUCAGUAGAUAAUGGGGCAACUUUCCACUUAACUUCUGGGGUGGCAUCAGAGGAGGCCUGGUGAAAUUUCAUGACUUUUAUUAUCUCACAGUGGUAAUAAGGCCACCUCCACUGCAGUGUCAGUGGAGACUAAAACAGAAAGGAAUUUUCCUGUUGUCUUCAUUGUAAGAACCUGGUGAGUUCCUGGAGAUAUGACUCAUGAAAGUGUGCCCCCACCCAACAAAAUAAAACAAAAUUGGGCCCUCAGGAGUUUUUAAAUAUUCUGCUAGUCCCUAUUCAUCAUCCAGGAAGACAUCAGUUACCAUGUAAGUGUUCUUACCAGUUGCUGGCUCUGGCAAUGGCUUCUGCUCCUAAGCUGGGAUUCUCUGUAUUCACCUCUCUCUUUAGUUUUGGGGGUGGCUGUUUGCCCUGUGACUUCAAUUUUCUGGUUGACUUAAGAGUUGUUGAUUCAGCUUUUAUUCAGCCACUUUAUUCAGCUUUUUACUUGUUGUGAGGAUGGGAAUGAUGACUCCCAAGCCCUUCACAUGUUUGUGCAGAAACCAGAAGUCCUGUGUUCACUUUUACCCAUUUUUUUUCUUUCUGUAUUGCAGUUUGGAUAAUCUCAACUAUCUUCAAGUUCACUGAUUCUUCUGUCAAUCCAAAUCUGCUAUGAAAGCCCUUCUAGUGAAUUUUUCAUUUCAGUUAUUGUAGUUUCCAAUGCCAUAAUUUCUAUUUGGUUCUUUUGAUAAUUUUUAUCUUUAUUGGUAUUUUUUAUGAUGAGACAUUAUUCUCAUAUUUUCCUUUAGUUUUUUGGACAUGGAUUCCUUUGAACAUGUUUAAAAGACUUUAAAAGUAUUUUCUAGUAGGGCCAAUGUCUGGGCUUCUUCCAGAAACAGUUUUUAUUUAUUGCUCCCCCACUCCUUUAUGGGCCAUACUUUCUUAUAGGCUUUUUUGAAAACUGGGCAUUUAAAAUAAUAUAACAUAGCAUCUCUGGGAAUCAGACUCUUAACUAAAACUUUUCUCUGAGGGAAACAAAGCCUGAAAAGGGGAGACUGAGUAUUCCAUGGCUUAAGAGAGUAUUUAGGCAUAUCUACUUCCAUUGGUGCUAAAAUAUGUCUGGAAGUGGAAUGGAAUUCAGAACUCCAUGAAAGAGAGCUGGUGUCCAGAGCAUUGAUGUCACACAGCCUGUGUCCUGAUUGGCACAGAAGUUGGAACUAGAUUGUGGAUAUCCAUUCUGCUAGCUCUGCUGGAAGACUGCUUCUAAAAGCAAGCUGUUCAACUUUGGAUAUUAAUCAUUAGAAUUUUCUUUCUCAAAUUAAAGGUUUGAGAAAUUCGUGAUAAGAUGUCCUGUUCCCUAAAGUUUACUUUGAUUGUAAUUUUUUUUUACUGUUGGCUUUCAUCCAGCCAUGAGGAGUUAGAAGGUGGUACAUCGAAGUCUUUUGACCUCCAUACAGUGAUUAUGCUUGUCAUCGCUGGUGGUAUCCUGGCGGCCUUGCUCCUGCUGAUAGUUGUCGUGCUCUGUCUUUACUUCAAAAUACACAACGCACUAAAAGCUGCAAAGGAACCUGAGGCUGUGGCUGUAAAAAAUCACAACCCAGACAAGGUGUGGUGGGCCAAGAACAGCCAGGCCAAAACCAUUGCCACGGAGUCUUGUCCUGCCCUGCAGUGCUGUGAAGGAUAUAGAAUGUGUGCCAGUUUUGAUUCCCUGCCACCUUGCUGUUGCGACAUAAAUGAGGGCCUCUGAGUUAGGAAAGGUGGGCACAAAAAUCUUCAUGAGCAAUACUUCUUAGUAGAUUGUUUUGUUAUUCAAAUCAAGUUCUAGUGUUUUUAUGUGAGAUUAUAUAAUUUACAGUGUUGUUUUAUAUACUUUUGAAUAAAUGUACACUAUUAAAAAUAA
Molecule: messenger RNA, 2522 nt
Organism: Gorilla gorilla gorilla (western lowland gorilla)
Lineage: Eukaryota; Metazoa; Chordata; Mammalia; Primates; Hominidae
Gene: FAM24B
Product: family with sequence similarity 24 member B
Exons: 3
Coding region: 1968-2369 (133 amino acids)
Source: RefSeq, a predicted model, not a curated record